AUGACUUGUAAAUCGCAUUUUGGAAAAAUGAAGUUUUCGUUGUCUGCUAUCUUCCUUACUCUUCUUGGUACCACUUUUACUUUUGCUUCCCCAUAUUCCCAGUCGGCAUUAUCUCUUAAUCAAACAUUUAGUAUUUCGGCUCUUCACCCUAAUAACCAAAAUGUUCAACUACGUCCACUUACUAUAGGUCAAUUUGGCUAUGUUUACGCGGAAAGCGGUGUUGGUUCUGGCAGCUUUACUCUUAAAAAUUCUGAAUUGUUCUAUAACGAUGAGUUUGCUUCUUUAGACAAGAACGGUGCUCUUAUUUUCAAAUCCUCUGGUUCUCCCGUGUCAGGUUUUGAAGCUAAACAGGUUUCGUCCGUUGGAUAUGACCUUCGAUUGAACAACACUUUCCCUGUCGCAUGCCCUGUCGUCGAUACAAAUGGAGUGUAUCAAAUUUAUUUCGGUGAAGGAAAUGGGAGCGGUAACUGCUUUAGUGUUGUUACUGAGGCUAGUACUCCUUAA
Molecule: messenger RNA, 504 nt
Organism: Schizosaccharomyces cryophilus OY26
Lineage: Eukaryota; Fungi; Ascomycota; Schizosaccharomycetes; Schizosaccharomycetales; Schizosaccharomycetaceae
Exons: 2
Coding region: 1-504 (167 amino acids)
Source: RefSeq, a predicted model, not a curated record